AUGCCUCUCCUCAAAGAAGCUCCUCCGAAGGUGCUUGUGCCCGAGAAGCUCUCCCCCGAUGGCCUGGCUCUACUGCGGAGCUCGCUUGAUGUGGAUGAGCGCAAGGGUCUCAGUCCAGAGGAGCUGCUGAAGAUCAUUCCCAACUACGAUGCACUUCUCAUUCGCUCCGAGACCAAAGUCACCGCCGCUGUCUUGCAGGCAGCUCGCCGCUUGAAGGUGGUUGCUCGUGCCGGGGUGGGGGUGGACAAUGUCGACGUCGAUACCGCUACAAAGCUGGGCAUCGUCGUGGUCAACUCACCCUCGGGCAACAUCGGUGCCGCAGCAGAACAUACCAUCGCAUUGAUGAUGGCUAUGGCACGAAAGAUCCCCGAAGGCUGUGCCAGCCUCAAGGACGGGAAAUGGGAACGUAGCAAGUUUGUCGGCGUGGAGGUCAAGGGCAAGGUUCUGGGAAUCAUUGGGCUAGGAAAGGUGGGGCUAACAGUGGCUCGCCUGGCCAAAGGCCUCGGUAUGGCAGUCAAUGCAUUGGACCCCUACGCAUCGCCGGCGGUGGCAUCGUCGGCGUCCGUGACCCUCGUCGCGUCCCUGCCAGAGCUGCUGGCCUCUGCCGACUUCCUCACCAUCCACACUCCCUUGAUUGCAUCGACACGUGGAAUGAUUGGGGAUGCUGAAUUGGCCCAGAUGAAGGCCGGAUCUCGUAUACUGAACGUUGCUCGGGGUGGCACAAUCGACGAAGCCGCUUUGCUAGCGUCACUGGAGUCUGGCCAUCUGGCAGGCGCUGCUGUCGAUGUGUUUACUUCCGAACCACCAGCUGCUGACUCCACCGCUGCAAAGUUGAUCGCCCACCCAAGAGCAGUGGUGACACCACAUCUCGGUGCAUCUACCGUGGAAGCCCAGGAGAAUGUUUCUGUGGAUGUAUGUGAGCAGGUACUGGAUAUCCUGAAGGGAUCACUGCCCCGAAGUGCAGUCAAUGCACCUCUCAUUCUUCCAGAAGAGUAUCACAAACUGCAACCCUUUGUGCGCCUGGUCGAGAAAAUUGGCAGUCUGUAUACCCAACAUUAUGCGGCCCUCCCUGGGGGAUCCAUGACUCGAAACACUUUCGAUCUCAUCUACCAAGGCGAAGUUGCCAGCAUCAACAACACAAAGCCCCUGUUUGCUGCCCUCAUCAAGGGCCUUUUGGCGCCUAUCAGCGGCUCCGAGGGGAUCAACAUCAAUAUCGUCAACGCUGAGCUCGUUGCUCGCGAGCGUGGAAUUUUCGUCAACGAGCAGCACUCCCGCGAUCCAGCGGACACUUCAUCUUAUUCGUCGCUGGUCACUCUGGUCGCACGCCCGCCAUCGCGAGCCUCCUCGCGUGCUCGUGGCCCCGCUGAUUCAUCCGGCCCUGUCCCUCCAGGACAGCCACCGCGAAUCAUCUCCGGUACUUGCUCCGGUGACCAGCCACUGAUUACCCGCUUGGGCCGAUUCGAAGCUUCCUUCGAGCCCGAAGGCACGCUUCUCAUCUGCGAGAACUACGACUCCCCCGGCAAGAUCGGCGUCGUGGGCAGCAUCCUUGGCCAAGAAGGGGUGAAUAUCAACUUCAUGACCGUUGCCCCGGUCUCGCCCAAGCUGGCGACCGGCGGUGAGCUGGCCGAUGUCAUUCCUAGCAAAGACGGCAGCGCGGACGUCGGAGUCAAAGAGGUUGCACCUGGCUUGAAGGAGGCACUUAUGAUCCUCGGGGUUGAUCGAGCAGUGCCACCGCAGGUUACUGAGGGCUUGGUGAAGGAGGGUGGUGUUCUAAGUGCAUGUGCUGUUACGCUGUGA
This is a messenger RNA of Penicillium canariense, 1797 nucleotides long. RefSeq lists its product as uncharacterized. Gene Ontology annotation, molecular function: phosphoglycerate dehydrogenase activity; NAD binding. The coding region runs from base 1 to 1797 and encodes 598 amino acids. Gene Ontology annotation, biological process: L-serine biosynthetic process. Lineage: Eukaryota; Fungi; Ascomycota; Eurotiomycetes; Eurotiales; Aspergillaceae. The transcript has 3 exons. The record is from RefSeq and is a predicted model, not a curated record.